AUGGUUCAUCAGGAUCAGGGAAAGCUGGUGCAGGUGGUGGCCGCGAACGUUGGACUUGUGGCGCCGCCGAGCGGGUACAUGCUAAGUGAGGAGAACCGACCGACCACUGUCGCUCAGCAAGCCAAGCUGGUUAUCCCCAUCGUGGACGUGAGCCGUCUGGCCAUGCCCGACGAUGUUGAGGAGGCGGCCAAGCUUCGCUCUGCGCUGCAGUCAUGGGGCCUCUUUGUGGUGACUGGCCAUGGCAUGUCAAAGGAGUUCCUCAACGAGAUCCUCGAGGCGACGAGGAAGUUCUUCCACCUGCCGCUGGAGGAGAAGCAGAAGUGCGGCAACGUGAUCGACGGUGUCAAUUUCCAGAACGAAGGGUAUCGCAUCGACCGCAUCGACUCCGAUGAGCAGAUCCUUGACUGGUGUGACCGGCUCUGGCUCCAGCUCCAGCCGGAGGACGAGAGGCGGCUCCAGUUCUGGCCACAUAAUCUAAGGGAUCUCCUACACGAGUACACCUUAGAGAGUGGGAGAGUGACCAUGAAUGUGUUGAAGGCCAUGGCAAAGCUUCUGAACCGGGAGGAGGGCUUCUUCAUCAACAUGGUGGGUGAGAGGUUCAAGUCAUACUCGAGGUUCACCUACUACCCUCCCUGCCCACGGCCGGACCUCGUGAACGGGCUGAAGCCGCACACCGACAACUCCGUCAUCACACUCAUCCUCAUGGACAAGGACGUCGGCGGCCUCCAUGUGCUCAAGGACGGCCACUGGUUGAUGUCCCCGUGCUCGGUAAUGACAUGUUGGUCGUCGUAG
Triticum turgidum subsp. durum (durum wheat) is the source of this 792-nucleotide messenger RNA. NCBI's taxonomy places the organism in Eukaryota, Viridiplantae, Streptophyta, Magnoliopsida, Poales, Poaceae. The record is from the annotation of a GenBank genome assembly.